AUGAGUGAACCACAGAGGCAUAUAAAAUUAACAAAGGAACAAACGACCCCCAUUGUUUUAGUAGUAGGUGAUCCAGGUCGAGUUGACAAAGUAAAAUUAUUAUGUGAUUCAUAUAUUGAUUUGGCAUAUAAUAGAGAGUAUAAAAGUUGUGAAUGUCAUUAUAAAGGUCAGAAGUUUUUAUGUGUAAGUCAUGGAGUUGGAUCAGCAGGUUGUGCAAUAUGUUUUGAAGAAUUAAUGAAUAAUGGAGCAAAAGUAAUAAUACGUGCAGGUUCUUGUGGUUCACUUCAACCUGGUUUAAUGAAAAGAGGUGAUAUAUGUAUAUGUAAUGCUGCUGUAAGAGAAGAUAGAGUUUCUCAUUUAUUAAUAUAUUCUGAUUUCCCAGCUGUUGCUGAUUAUGAAGUAUAUGCCACGUUAAAUAAGUGCGCACAAGAAUUGAAUGUACCUGUAUUCAAUGGUAUUAGCCUUUCAUCAGACUUAUAUUAUCCACAUAAGAUUAUUCCAACAAGACUAGAAGAUUAUUCUAAGGCAAAUGUGGCUGUUGUAGAAAUGGAGGUUGCUACUCUCAUGGUUAUGGGUACAUUAAGAAAAGUAAAAACAGGUGGAAUCUUCAUUGUUGAUGGUUGUCCUUUAAAAUGGGAUGAAGGAGAUUUUGACAACAAUUUAGUACCCGAUAGGUUAGAAAAUAUGAUUAAAAUUUCUCUUAAUGCGUGUGCACAAUUGGCCAAAAAAUAUUAG
Messenger RNA from Plasmodium malariae, 735 nucleotides. RefSeq names its product purine nucleoside phosphorylase, putative (gene PNP). Gene Ontology annotation, biological process: uridine catabolic process. Gene Ontology annotation, molecular function: uridine phosphorylase activity. The record is from RefSeq and is a predicted model, not a curated record. Gene Ontology annotation, cellular component: cytosol. Bases 1 to 735 code for a protein of 244 amino acids. NCBI's taxonomy places the organism in Eukaryota, Apicomplexa, Aconoidasida, Haemosporida, Plasmodiidae. The transcript has a single exon.